AAUCCGCAAAACAUCCGGUGAAAUUCUAGUCAAUGGCGAACCACAAAAUAUGAAACAAUUUCGCAAAGUAUCACGCUAUGUCCUACAAGAUGAUCACAUUAGUCCCUACUUCAGUCUCAUGGAGACAAUGAUGUUUGCCAGCGAACUGAAAUUGGAUACGAAAUUUACAAUGGAACAACGGCAAAAAGUUAUCUAUGAAAUUUUAGAUAUUUUACAUUUGCGAUCACAGGUCAAUACGAUGAUUGCAAAUUUAUCGGGUGGACAGCGGAAACGUUUGUGUAUUGCCUUGGAGCUAAUUGAUAAUCCGUCAGUAUUAUUUUUAGAUGAACCAACGACUGGCCUAGAUGAAUUCUCCGCCUCGCAAUGUAUACGACUUUUGAAGAAGUUGGCCAAAUGUGGCCGAACCAUAAUUUGUUCGCUGCAUUGUCCCUCGGCCACACUGUUUCAGAUGUUCGACAAAGUCUAUGCCAUGUCGGGUGGUCAGUGUAUAUAUCAGGGUGCGGUUAACGAUAUUGUGCCAUAUUUACAGCAGUUCGAUUUAAAUUGUCCCCAGACAUAUAAUCCCACAGAUUUUAUUAUCGAAGUGGCAACAAAAAUCUAUGGUGAUUACAACAAAGAAUUGGUGGCAACAAUUGAAAAUGGCAAAAUUGCCAAAUGGAUACCCACGUCCCCCAAUAAGUUAGACAAUUUUGAAAUGUUGCAUUCCAAAUCAUUGGAAUCCAAACCCUAUUUGGAUAAUUUAAGCGAAGAGGCAAAGAAAAAUACGGCGACUCCUUUCCGCAAUUCAUGGUGGUGUGAAUUUAAAAUUUUAUUUUUCCAUAUUUUAAAUCAAAUGUGGCGUGAUAAGUCAAAUUGUAAAAUGAGAAUUGUUAUACAUAUCCUGUCAUCGCUUCUAAUUGGUUUCACUUAUACGAAGGUCACAAGCAAUGCUAGCGUUAGCAUUUUUACCUAUCAUCUGUCGAUGAUAAUUAUUAUUAAAUACUUUUUCUUGCCGAUGACACCGCUGCUGGCAUGUGUGCCACGUGAUAUGAUGUAUUUGCGGCGAGAAUACUUUAAUCAAUGGUAUCGUUUAAGUUCAUACUUUAUGGCCCUGAUAUGUGCCCAACUGCCUAUGCUGAGUUCGAUGGCAGUGCUUGGUUCAGCAAUAAUCUAUGUCUCAAGUGGUCAACCGAUGGAAUUAUAUCGUUUUAUGUUCUUUGUUGGCAUUUCAUUUUUAAUAUCCUUGAUGGCAUCGAGUUUUGGUUUGCUAUUUGGUUCCAGAUUUAAUGUGGUGCACGCUCUCUAUUUGGCCCCCUAUGUCAUGGUACUGAUGGUUGUAAUAGCAUCCUAUACUGCCGAACGUAAUGAUCUCUCGAUAUGGGAACAACUAAUGGUCUAUAGUAGUUUCCUCAAAUAUGCCUUGGAUGGUUAUCUAUAUGCGCUGUUAGAUUUUAAUCGUAAGGAUUUCCCUUGCCCGCCGUCCGAAUUGUUUUGCAUAACCUCAAAACCUAAAUAUAUUCUUAAAUUAGCCGGUAGUUUAAGACCAAGUUAUAUAUUCUCCGUUCUAGGAAAAUAUUUAAUUUUAGAUUAG
Molecule: messenger RNA, 1570 nt
Organism: Musca vetustissima
Lineage: Eukaryota; Metazoa; Arthropoda; Insecta; Diptera; Muscidae
Product: ATP-binding cassette sub-family G member 4-like
Exons: 7
Cellular component (GO): plasma membrane
Molecular function (GO): ATP hydrolysis activity; ABC-type transporter activity; ATP binding
Source: RefSeq, a predicted model, not a curated record